Molecule: messenger RNA, 6894 nt
Organism: Ramularia collo-cygni
Lineage: Eukaryota; Fungi; Ascomycota; Dothideomycetes; Mycosphaerellales; Mycosphaerellaceae
Exons: 1
Coding region: 1-6894 (2297 amino acids)
Biological process (GO): replication fork processing; double-strand break repair via homologous recombination
Cellular component (GO): Cul8-RING ubiquitin ligase complex; nucleus
Source: RefSeq, a predicted model, not a curated record
AUGAAGCGAUGGCAGGAUCGUGGCGAGGUGGAGGAUUCGGAAGGGGACGAGGACCUCAGCCUGGAUACCGAUUCUCCAAGUCCGGAACGACCGCACAAGAUAGCAAAGUAUAGCCAGGGAAACCGUGUGGAGAAUACCACUCCCAAUCCUCGAGAUGCAUCGGAAGAUGAAGAAGAAAGCAACUGGAUCCAGGCCAAAGUGGCGAAAACUUACGGGCGGCGAGGGAGGACUAUGAAGCAGACUUCCGCCUCAGCAUCUCGUCAUCAAACACCAGAUAGGGCCGUUGCAGUUGCACAACCUGGACCGAGUCUGGCCAAAGAUGGUGCAGUGAACUUGACAGACGCCGACCUUCCAAGGCUAUCGAGAGAGUCAAGCUUGGACAACAACAUAGACGGCACGAGCAUAGAUCAAGACAUCUCUGCCACUGAGCCCACCGGAGACAGCCACAUCGGUGUUGCGCUCGUGUCAGAAUCGUCUCAAGAUACUAGGAUAAGAUCCAGUCAAGCCGAUGGAGCUAAUCUCAUAACCUGGGCUCCGUCUUCAACCGAACAUAUUACGCAGCCACAGCUCAGCGCAUCGGCACUGUUGAAGCGAUCCCAACGACACAACUUACUCGCUGAUCAAAAGGAGCACGACGAAUGCGCCACACGGGUCGGCAUCACAGACCUUCCUCAGCCACCAGGACCUGCGUCUGAUGACUUGCCCGAACCUACUCUCCCAGCUCCUCAAAACGAUGACUUCUUGCGUCUAUCUGAGCUAUUGUCAUCACCUCUGAGCGAGCGAGACGUCUCACCACCUCUGGACUUCUUCCCUCGGAGACUUGAGAGCCUACCUCGGGGCAAUGACAUGGUCGCUUUGGAUGAAGCAGAAUCCCUUUCACCGAAUGUUGAUGGCCUCGAUAUCCAGCCCCACGUAUCUGCUGCGAAUGCGCGGCGUAGCUUGAGAGCUCGCCAGGAAAAGCAGCUUCAUCCAUACAUGUAUGACAAGGCCCAAUACCAGAAGCAAUUCAGAGAGCGUGGUCUCAGACCUGUACGUGUAAUUGAGCAGGACACACCAAAUGAGGAAACGCAAUCGGCUUCGCACAGCGCUACAAGCCAAAGCUCUGAUGCUAUAGCUGUGUCGUCUCCGCCAGAGAGCCAGCCUGCCCCCCAGCCUGACAAGGCGCAUCCUCAACUGGACUACUUCGAUCUUGUCGACGGCUCUUCCGAUGACGAAUUAGGAGACCACCGUCCGGCGAAACGUAGGAAAAUCGAUGCGGUCGAGAGGAGGCGCCCUGGCCAGCUCCCAGCCAUAAGCUCUGCUGCAAGACUUCGGGGGCGAUCAGUUGCGGCUCAGCAAAACUCUGCACCGCCUUCUCCGCCGCGAACAUCGAGCGACAUUGAAACCCCAAAUAUGUUUGCGAGAGGCUCCCGGCAUGUCGUUUCUGGAUUCAGGCUGCCGGGCGGGAGGGUUCCUGCUGCACUUCCUACACCCCAGAUAUCGUCGGAUGUGAGACCACAAAAUUUUGACAUCGAUGCGCCUGCAGAUUCUCCUACCAGGAUGCUUCAAUCUGCUCGCCGUGGGUCUGAUACACUAUCUUCUGAUUCAAGCUCCUCGGAGUCUGAAAACGACGCGAUAGCCGAAGCGGAAGCAAAACGGUUACGCAGAGAGCAAAAGCGCAUCAAAGGCGUCUUGCCAGCAUCCUGGCUAAGGAUAGACUUUCGAAAACAGCGGCUACCAAUAUCUGCCUCUCCGGCUGGGAGACGUGAUUUCAACGCGCAGCCUUCGCCUAGAACAGAACCUCAAAAGGGUGUGGCCCGCAAGCUCAUUACAAACAGACCAAGACAGAAAGAUUCACCGGGGUUAGAUGCUAUUGCAGAUGGUGAUUCGGAAGAUUCCGAUGUCUCUCUUCGCGAGUUUUCUGUAAAUCCCAAGCAGGCGCGGCUUGCCUUCGAGGAUCAGCGAUUGUCGAUCGACGCCAACGAAGCUGCUGUGGACGAUGAGGAAAUGGAAGAUGAUUCAGUCGAUGCAAUGCUUGCUGGGAUGUCCCGUUCURGAGGUAAAGCGCGUAAAGCGAACCAACCGCGGAUCACAGACGCCUUCCGAAAAUCUUCAGGGCCACGAGAAGAUCAUAAUCGAGAUCAUGUGCCCGGACAGCGUGACUACAGAUCCGCAGUUGCUCCUGGCUUCAGACAACGACGUCGUCGCCGUCAGGCUGGCCCGCGACCGUCUCCCCCACAUCUAAGCAUCGUCGACGCUCCUAGAUCCUCGCCGACUGGAAAUCGUGUGCCACAGUUUGUUCGUCUCGCAAUGCGCCGCGCUCGCAAUGUACCAAGUCGCGGACGUCACUCGCCAACGGAUAAAGUCUUGCGACUUGCCACUGCUGACGAUACAGAAGAGGCAUCAUCUGUUCUACGUGCCUGGCGAGAAGGGACCAUCGCAGCUCGCCCCCCGCAAAGUCCAGACAGGCUCGAUGCACUGUCAACGAGAAGGCAAGCCAAUGCCAUGGAAGGAGAUCGGGUCCCGCUUGCAAACCUCCCUGCAAACGCAUACCAACCGCGCAUACAAGCAACAAGGCCCAGGAAACCUGUAGUCUCAAUGACACAACCUCGCCAGGGACCUACGAGAAGGUUAGGGCGCCCACGUAAUGAGUCUUCAGCUGAUGAUCAGCGAGCUACGGAUCAAGAGCCACUAGACCGAAGGCUAGAUCCUGUUAUCCCACGAAGACGGCAAGCAUAUCAACACUCUCGCGUUCGCAGCGCUCAAUUGGAGACCCUAGAGACGGAGUUCGAUCAGACACACCGAGCGGCAGCGUUCAGGCGACGCAUGCAAGUCCUUGCCGAGAGCACGGCUUUACCAGAGCAUCGCUUUGCUCCGGGCUUGCAGCUUACAAGGUUCCUUCACACGACAGAUGAGAACACGUCCAGUGUCGAUGUUCAUGAUGCCGGAACGCAGGCUGCGGCAUCGGCACCGGCAAUCCCAAUUCUACCACACAGGCCACGCAAAUCGCUGGCUCGCCGGUUAGACAUAGGGACUCGACAAUACAGACAACCAAGCGAACCUCUACCAGACAUCAGCGCCGCCGAUGAUCCUCAGCAGACCGGUACAGAUACCUCAAAACCUGUAUUGGAAGGGCUGGGACCUUUUGGAACCAGAUACUCUAAAGACUUUGACAUUGAAGCGCUGGACCUUGGGACUUUCUUCCAACAUACCACAUUCAUUGGAAGCGGUGAGCUCAAUGACGCCUUCAGCUUGGCCAAGCGAGAUCUCACCUGCGCUGCAGGGCGCAUGCGAGUGCAACUGGGAAACGAGAUGGUCGAGUGGGGAGCGUGGAAUGAAGACGUGGCCGCCAGCUUCAAGCGCAUCCCAACUGUCAUUUCGGAAGCUUUGCAAACAUUGGAAACUGCGGAUUUGACCUACGACCGAGAUCAGCAGUUGAGUGCAGUUGACAGCAAUAUCGACUACUUGCUGCGUUCCGUUUCGCGCUUUUGCUCGAAGUGUCUAUAUUUUGUGGACGCGGUCGAUCGACAGCCUUGCGCUGAGAGCCUGUAUCGACUCGUGGUCGACCUAGCAGACACUCUUUCGGAGCCCGCUGCGGCAACUGAACCUUUGCCAAAGACCAGGACCAAGGUGCUUCAGUACGAAUUGGUCAUAAUCAAGCAGGCCUCUCAGAUAGGCAACCACCAUAAUGUUUCGGCAGCAACCAGGACACAGAUCGAAAAUCAACUCUCACUCACAAGCAAAAGGCUUGCCAACAUGGCCGUAAUCGGACAUUGCGACGAGCUCCGUUCUUUCUACGAGGACAACAAGGAUUCGGAAAAGCGUGGCGCAGGUGUUGAUGGAAAUGCGCAUGCCUUCAGCAGUGUUGUGAUACUCAACAAUGCCAUGCCUGCAAGCGGAUUGAAAUCUCUUUUUUGGGAGUCCAUCUGCUCUACAAUGGGGCUCGACAUCGACCAGACAUGCGCCAUCGGUCGAAUUGAUAAACUCUGGUAUGACCUUUUCAGCUUACUUCCCGCGCUGGAGAUGACUAGCACAGGCACCGUAUGCGUUGGGGGUAGGCUUAUGCAGCCACGAGAGAAUUGGAGACUGCCACAGGCCAUUCUCAGCAGAGUCUUUGAGCUCUAUGAAAGUUCCAGCGAGGUGCGCGGCUACAGUGUCAACGACUACGUGCGUGCAUUGCUGUCGAGAUGCUACACUCUCGUCAACAAAUGGGGCUGGUGGCGAUGCGAAUCCGUGUUGAACGUCAUUUACGAUUUCUUCAGCCGAAGAGGACUGGCUUUGCUCAAGAAGGAAGAUAGUCGAGGGUCUCCCAAAUUCCUUGAUCAGCUCGGCAGCAGCCUUGUCGAACUCGAUGUGCAGAACGACGAUCGCUCUUUUCACAUCUUCCUGAAGAUUCUCGCAAGCGGUUUGAUUGGUAUAAGGAAGUAUCAAUUGUACGGAGACCGCAAGAUCCAGGGUAUUGCUUGGCGAUUUAUUCCCAAUCACAACAGGAGCUACAGAAAGGACGCAGAUGUGGAGCGAUCAACACUGGACGCUCUAAGGAACCAUCAUGACUUGGUAUGCACGCUCUACUACGCAUCGCCUCCUGGACACCGCCCUGGUGUACACCUUUUGCGAGAACUUGUCGACCAUACGACGUCUCAUCGAGAAGCCUGUCGCCUGAAUGUCAAAUCAUGGGCGAAUAUCGCAAGCUUUCAAGCGUCGACUACUGAGACCCUAGAUGCGUUGAGACCAUUGACGAGCUGGUAUGCCGACAUCAUGAAGACUACGAUUGCGCAGUACCGUCUCGCAAAGUUUGAAGCCCAGCAAGCCUUCGACCAGGCAAAGAUCGAGGGUGCGAAUCCGUCCGAAGCUUUGCUUGAUAGCACCGUGACCAAUAACCAGCGGCAGCUUGCAGCAACUAUUGUCGAUGCUCUUGCCGGGCUCAAACGCGCUUUAAUUUCAGCCAGCAGCUCGUCAAUAGCUGUGUUUCUGGCGGAAGAGACGGCUUUUUGGACAGUCUUUGAGCUCUUCGACCCGUCUCAAAGACGUCUCAUCAGCGCUAUGACAGAGGCCCUGCACGUGGUCGAGACUGCCUUGGACGUCGAGCAGCGGGCUUCCUUAACCCACGAAAGCCAGCAUAGCAGUGACGACAGCCAGGACUUCGGCGAUUCRGACGCAUUGCAAGAAUUCGCUGCCCAUGAUGCUUCCGCCUCCGACAGCGUGUCGAUCGUUGACAUUCUGCUGGGGCCCGUCGGACAUUUGAUAUCUAACGCACUUGGCGCGGAUGUUGCUCCGGACGACCAACUCCUGCAAACGUCCAUCGAUUUGUGGGUACGUCUAGCUGCGUCGACAGUCAAGAACGCCAAGAAAACUUGGCUCGAUUAUGUGAACGACUACAGCGCAACAGGAUGGGGGCAAAUGCGGGACACGGUGCAGAAGCGGAAGUUUACGACUUACUUCAUGUCCCGCGUUAUCGAGCACUCCACCAUGCAUACCGACAUCAGUCACCAUGUCACUACUGCUUGGCUACUAUCCCUUGUAGAGAGAGAAGCUUUGCUGAAGUUCCAGCAUACAUUGACAUCGGCACUCUUAACACACUUGGGACACGAUCGACUAUUGCAGAACUUGCCAUUUGCGAGGGACAGCAAAGGCGAGUAUCAUAUAACUUUGCCCGAACUUCGCCAAAGGAGACUCGCUGCGAUCUCCUCUGUCCUCUGCAAUAUGCGCGAGACUCAUGAGAGCGCCGGCCCAGGCAAACCUGCCGAUGCUAUUCGAAUGGUGCAUGAAGGGAUGCUUCGGCAGCUGAUGCAAGCGAUGAAGAGGAACUACCAAGAACUACAGACGACGCAUGUCGGRGCAGUGGCAGACGCCAGCGUACAAGGUGCCUACGUCGAUUUCGUUCAGCAAGUCGUCUCCUUCCUGCAACAGCACGCCACGCGCCUCUGCAAGGUCGACGGCUUCUUCACUGACUCCACCAUGUUUCCACUGCCAUCGGACGAUCCAACGUAUGUUGUCGGCAGGCUCAAGGGCUAUGUUCCGCAUUUGAGCAAACCUAAGACUAGGAAAGAACUUGCAAUAUUCAUCCAGUCUGUCAGCGAAAGAGCUGCUGUGGACGGACAACAGCCCUACUUGGUCAACCAAAUGUCUACUGCGAUGAGAUGCGUGACCGAGCAUGGUCAGAUGGACUCUCCCAGUCUAAGAUACCUUCUUUUGACGACAGUGUUCCCCGCGUAUCUUGGGCACGCUUUCACCACGACAUGCUCUUGGGUCCUAGUCCUACCAGUUCUGCAAGCUUGUGAGCAAGUUAUACCUGAUCUAGCUUACUGUGUGGUUAUCGAAGAUGAGAGGAGCGUUAUGGCGGCCGCGGAGUCAGUCAUCGCUAUCGUGCACGGGAUCAAUCAACAGUUGGAGAAGGCCCUGAAUGGCUUUCCGGGGAUGCUGGGGUUUUCGCACKUGCUUCGGACUCUGUCAGCAAUGAUUCUUGUCGGGACGUCAACUCUAUCCUUCGCCUCCCUGAUCAAGCGGUCGACCUCACAUGGCGGAGAGCUGAUCAAGCAACUGCAGGCUCUGAGCGAACUUGCUGUUGAACUCCGGGGACGUCUCGAAAACUCAUCUGAAGUGGGCGUCUUCGAAGCGUCCAUCAUAGCAGAUAAUGCCGACUCUCCGUGGCCAGAUACGAGGGCGUAUGCUGAUACUCAAUUACGAGAUGACAUGCAUUUUUGGCAAGCAGAGGAGGGACGAUACUACUUGAAAAAGUACAAUAGAACGCAAGAGGCUGUGGUUUCAUUGCGGAGUAGUGAAGAGGAGGGAACAAACUUGCUACGGGCCAUACAUGACUUUCAACGCGCGCGCGAUGCUACAUUCAGCAUGAGAGGUCGCAGUGGAACGUCCGAUGCGAAUAGUAAUGGAUGGAUGGACGAUAUCGUCGUAUGA